Messenger RNA from Cylicocyclus nassatus, 415 nucleotides. The record is from the annotation of a GenBank genome assembly. NCBI's taxonomy places the organism in Eukaryota, Metazoa, Nematoda, Chromadorea, Rhabditida, Strongylidae.
GUUCGAUCAAGGAGAUCUUAUCUUAGGCAGAUCCUCACGAGAUUAUUACUUGGAUGAAAUGCAUAGCACAAAAAUUGAGGCUUUAAAACGUUCUCUCGUCAGUAAGGUAGAGCUAUUUCAAAAAGACGCUAAUCUAACAACCAACAGAACAGAAAUUGAAAAGGACAUAGACGAACUGGUCAAAUUUGAAACGGAAAUGGCACAGAUCUUGGUUGCUGAUGAGCACCGCAGCAACUAUAGCAGACUUUAUAAUCUUCGCCACUUGAAUAACCUACAGGAGCUCAUGCCUUUAGUCGACUGGUCGCGAUUUUUCCUUGCCAUCGCUCCAAGAGAUUCCCACCAAUAUCUCAGGUCGAAUCCAGAAGUGCUUAUCGCAGAAAUCGAUUAUCUAAGAGGAAUAACCAAAGUUUUGAAU